Molecule: messenger RNA, 2030 nt
Organism: Spea bombifrons (plains spadefoot toad)
Lineage: Eukaryota; Metazoa; Chordata; Amphibia; Anura; Pelobatidae
Gene: PARPBP
Product: PARP1 binding protein
Exons: 11
Coding region: 108-1829 (573 amino acids)
Biological process (GO): negative regulation of double-strand break repair via homologous recombination
Cellular component (GO): chromatin
Source: RefSeq, a predicted model, not a curated record
GUCCGUUUGAAUGUUUGCUUGUGUUUUGAAUCAGACCAUCUGUUUGAACGUUUUGGGCGAUUCAGAUUGAACAAGACAGAGCUUUUUAACGACAGACUAGCGCGAAAAUGACUUGCCACCAGAAGAAUGUGUUGAAGUUAAUCCAAUACUUCAGGCAGCAUUGUUCCCGCGUGACAGACUGUGAGAGGACAACAGUAUGCAGCGCGGAUAAUAUGCUUAUGAUACUGCAGUUGGCUAUGGCAGAGGUUAAUAAACAGAAUGGCCAUGAGUUUUCAGCCCCUCUUAGCAAUGUGUUGUUGGCCUGGAAACACCUACUUAAAGAUAAGCUUGGACUAGUUUGUGAAGGAGCACAUGUUCCAGAGAACUAUGCUGAUGUUAGAAAAACAUAUGACGACUUCCUUAAAAGCAGCAAUACAUUGGACUUAAUUGAUCUGCAUCUGAUGUGCAACGCGCUUGAAGAUUACAGAGAUUCGCACAGCCUAUCGUCUGGCCAGUUACUGGAAUUUAUUGAAGGGAGACAAUCCGAGGAAGAAACAGAGUUCACUAUGGCACCGGUGUCAACCCCCAGUAGGAAUAAUCUGGAUAUUAUCAAGGUCAGAGAACUCCUAAAGAGAAUCUUUUGUGGAUAUUUAAAUCUGUUAGUAAAUUCAAAGAAUGAUUUUGCCUUGGCCCAAGUACUUAAUUGUCCUGAUAGAGGGUUAGGCAGAGAAGCCUUCACAGACCUCAAGCACAGGUCAAGACAGAAGCGGAUGUCUCUAUUCUUGGUGGCAACAUCAUUCAUCAGAGCAGUAGAACUUGGAGGGAAGGGCUAUGCGCCACCUGAAUCUGAUCCAUUAAGGAAACACAUGAAGGGUCUUUCACAUUUUGUCAACUUCAUUGACCGACUUAAUGAAGUUUUGGGAGAAACGAAUGAUACAAGAACUGCUGGAGAGCGGAUACUAUCAACUAUAAAGAUGCAUUUGAUAAAAGGGAGAGGCAGCGGGGAUCCACUUAGUGAAGCAGCAACUGAUGUUGCACAAGAUUUGGAUCUAAGGAUUAAAAACCUUAUUAAUCUUUCUAUUGAGAAUAGUAAUGGAACCACCACAGGCAUCAGUCCAGCACGGCCCAAAAUCCGCGCCAUAAAUCGGGGGACUGCUUUAUCUGGUAGAGAAACCAUGAAAACUCUUUUAAUUCUUUUGGACGAGGAAGCUGCUAACCCUCCCAACAAGAACAAGGCUGGACUUUUAUGCACUGAUGAAGAUAAUACAACUCUCUUUGGAGCACUUUCUUUAGUAACACUCUUUCGGUCUCCAGAGCAGUGCAGUGGGUUAUCUCCAAAACCACUCAGUAAACGUAUACAAAGUUGCACGAACAUGGAAAAGCAAAAGCUUAAACAGAACCUUAUCAGAUCACAGUUUGCCUGUACCUAUAAGGAUGGGAACAUGACCCAAAUAAAGCAAUAUGAUUUUCCCAGUAUGAGCCAAGUUCCUACAUGUGUUCACCCAGCGCCAAAGAUUAUUCCAGUGCUCUGCUUUGAUGAAGAUCCAACUGAUGUGUGUGUAAAGAAACAAGCACUUAAUUCCACUUCUGGGAAUUUUGAGCUCAAAGACACAGGCGCAAAAAGAAAGGACAAAUCAACCAAGAGCACAAAGCGGAAGGAAAUGGAUACAAAUCCUGAAAAUAUCUGUGAUCAAGGCAGUGAACCACCUCAAAAGAAAGCAGUUUCUGGACCAAAGGCAACCAAAACAAGGGAAGCCUCUAAGUCGACAUCAAGAAAUGGCAGUAAAACUGCAUCUAAAAACAGACUUAUUGCUGGACAAGCCAAGUUAACAACCUUUUUCCGGCUUUAAUGUUUUCUGUUUAUAAUGGUAUAUGUAUAUACUUAAAGUGUCUAUCUUUUAGGGGCCAAUAGUUUUACAGUGACAAGCUCAUUUUAUUUAUUUUAUUUAUUUUUUCCAUUAUGAUUCCAUUUCAAGUUAUUGUCAAUGACCUCAAUACAAGUUCGUCUUGCACAGAUGUUUUUAUUUACAUUAAUAAAAUUACAAAGUGAA